Molecule: messenger RNA, 972 nt
Organism: Vittaforma corneae ATCC 50505
Lineage: Eukaryota; Fungi; Microsporidia; Nosematidae
Exons: 1
Coding region: 1-972 (323 amino acids)
Source: RefSeq, a predicted model, not a curated record
AUGAAGGUCCAAGAAAUUUUUGACAUCGCAUAUUCAGUAAAUUUGGCAGGAUUGGACAACGAAUAUCAGCUAGUACGGACAUUCUUUAUGAGAAGCGGUGUACGAUUGUCAUACAAUGAGAUAGUCGAGUUAUACCGAGAGAUUCUCCGAGUUGUGAAUUCGAUGGGAUACUCCGAUCCUCUUGAUUUUCUGAAAGACUUCUUUCCCGAAAAGGAGUUUAGGAAGGUUCGGGUAUUUAGGAAGAACAUAAACAGGAGAAUUAAACUAGAAAGAACCCCAACUCAACAGCCAGUAAAUACUGUGGAGAAAAAGUCUCAGAUUAGCUCCACCCAGGUAAGUCCUGAGGAACCUAAAAAAGCCAGAAUACAAAACCUAAAGAGUGAUAUGACAGAGAAGGAGGCAGUAUCAAGGCCUAUUAAAAUCAAAAAGGAAGUGUUUGAUGGAAGAGUAGGCAGUGGAGAAUUGAACGUUGAAAUGUCUCAAAAGGAUAAAAAUAAGGUAAUGAAGUAUAAAAGGACUUCAAAAAGGUUCAAGGACAUGGACCAAAAAGAAAAAGAGGCUGACAACAAAUUUGAUUAUUUUAUGUAUCGAUCAAAGCUAGAUGAGAAAUCCAAGAUGUAUUUGGACAACAGACAGUUACUAAAUGACAAUCCAUUUAUAAGUAAUAUAUACAAUGAUAUUGAUCUUGAAUUCAGAGAAGUAAUGUAUAGAAUAUACAAACACAACCGUUCACAAAUUAAAGACAAGUCCAAAUAUGCAAUUGAAAUGGAGUUUCUAGAAAACUACUUUGCAAAGAAAUUGAACAUUUCCAAACAGGAAGAGGAUUCAUCAAGGAAAUUAUCAAAUGCAAUAGCAUAUUUAAUGAGGAAGCUUCAAAAUAAGAUAUUUGAAGUGGAGGAUGACGAGACGGUUGAGUUAAUGCUAUAUUUCAAGACAAGGCUGUGUGCGUUUUACAACUACUACAGAAAAUAG